Messenger RNA from Penicillium arizonense, 291 nucleotides. RefSeq lists its product as uncharacterized. The record is from RefSeq and is a predicted model, not a curated record. The transcript is spliced from 2 exons. Lineage: Eukaryota; Fungi; Ascomycota; Eurotiomycetes; Eurotiales; Aspergillaceae. Bases 1 to 291 code for a protein of 96 amino acids.
AUGAAAACCUUCCCAUCAGGUUGCAUCAUCUCAAUUCAAGACUUCCUACUCGAAAAUGACCCCCAUCAAGAUCCGAACUUGAAUAUUCACAGCGAGAAGACGCACGGUAUGCCUGUGGAGAAGUGCAUAGAGCUAAUAUCCGGUGUCCUCAAGCAGAACAUGUUUGAUUUGGAUGAUGCUGGCGCUGCCGUGACUGAGCUUGACAACAGCCAAAUCCGGCGCUUCCUACCUCAGACAUUCGAAGGCUAUGCUCCUGCUCUUGCCUUGGCAUUCUCCUCAGAAGUUACUUGA